UUAAAUUAAUUGAAAUAGCUGUAUUGCAUUAUUAUUUUUCUCAACAUGUUGGCGCUGCGUCAUGGAGAGCAGCUUCGGGCUCGGUUGAUUAUUGUUUGCCGUCGCCAUCUGGCUACAUUGCAGCAGCCGUCGCUUACAUCGCCGUUCUCCGAGACCGCACACUCGGAAUACACCGACACCCCAGAAUAUCCACCAAUUAGAGAUCUCAACUUUAAAUCACGCAAAAGGCAGGAAGCUACUGAUUGGCAUGAAGAAAUCCGCAAGGUGCCCACCAUUGAGGAGAAAAUAAUCAAGCUAAACAUGCCGCGCUAUUACGGCUACAAAGUGGUGGACCUGACUGAUACCAAGAUUCCAUACAAUGCACUGCCCCUGACCCAACAUUACACUCGUACUGCGUUUGAAGAGCUAUCGGCACCGACACCGGUGCCGGCACCGGCACCGGUUCCGCCGGCGGAAGGUGGUGCAGACGACAAGUUUGAGGCAUUUGUGAAGACGGCACGCGCGGAUGUGAUUGAUGCGGUGGAAUUAGCGCAUGACGAUUACAGAAAUAAGCUAACUCUCCUAGAUACACCGCCUGAUGCUGUUACCCGUGAACUCCAGCUAACGCAGAUUAUUUUGGAACAAUUGAAUCGUGUCUUGCUGCAAACAUUGAUCGCCGAUUAUGCACAUCUGCAUGAAAUUGAAGUGGACUACAACCCGCGACACGAGGCGUUCUGGGUUGUGGGGGGUGUGGACCCGCCCAAGAAUGUUGUGAAAUCAAAGCAGGGGCGCGAAUGGCAAAAGGAAUAUGCGAACGACACGGUUGAUAGAAUGGUCCAGUACACAGGGGCUCCGUAUAUGGCACUUCGUCAUCACCAACAACUGCCCACAUGGAAAACGGCAGAAGAAAGCGAGAAUGCGGCGUUGGCGCAGCAACUGCCACGCUUCAACAACGAUGCACGCACUUUGGGCUACCCAACCAAAUAUCAGCAUGCUGUCAUAACCCCGGGCUAUUGGCCUUCUGCUCAUGCUCCUAAUUUUGGAUUCCUAUCAUUUCAAUCGCGCGCUCGUUUGCAGCUGCGUCCUAAUCCCAAUGACUUGCAGGAUCUACAGGAGGCACUGCAUGCCCUGGCCAUUCAAUCCUCCUACGCCUGGCUGCUGGCGCAGGCUUACUAUAAUGGCUUUAAUACGUAUAAUGAGCUCACCUACCCGAUGAACACACAGACUGUAAUCACAAAUGGGCGCGAGUGGAGCUUCUAUGAGUAUCAGCUGAACACGGUGUUGGUACAUGGAAAGCAUGUGGAUGAAAAUCCGCGUGUAAAUUUCUGUCGUGGCACUGCACCUCUGCCGCUCUACGGAGAAAUUACAUCGGCUGGUAGGUGUGUGGACUUUAAUGAUGAUACACUGCGGCAGCUGUUCCGUUUCUAUACUAAUGCGCCCGACGUACAAAGAAGUGCUGAUGAACUGCAGCCCUAUGUAGGUGGACCGACGCUGCGGCGUGUUGCCGACUAUGAUGAUCCAGAGAAGCGCGAAUUUCUUGAAAAAACAUUCAAGUAUUUGGCUUCAAAGCGACCGCGUCACUUGGAACUGCCAGAGAUCUACAUGUGGGAGAAGCUUUACAAAAUCGACAACAAAACACGUGCCAUGGAGGCGAAACGUCGUUUCUUUGAGCUGGACAUAAAUCCCUGGCGUCGCACACUAGACCAGCACGACAAGGAGUAUGUGUCGCGCCAAGUGCGACCGGGCGGCAAAAAGAAUCGUGAGGGCCGUUUCAAGAAGACAUACUACCCUUAAGUUAGGCUGCCUUUUUCCAAGCGUCACAAUCCUGUUAUUUCUAAUUAGUUGCCAACAAAGUGAAAUAAAAGCCUUUGUCCAAGUA
This is a messenger RNA of Scaptodrosophila lebanonensis, 1858 nucleotides long. RefSeq names its product 28S ribosomal protein S30, mitochondrial (gene mRpS30). Gene Ontology annotation, biological process: translation. Gene Ontology annotation, molecular function: structural constituent of ribosome. Bases 46 to 1773 code for a protein of 575 amino acids. The record is from RefSeq and is a predicted model, not a curated record. The transcript has 2 exons. Gene Ontology annotation, cellular component: mitochondrial large ribosomal subunit; mitochondrion; ribosome. Lineage: Eukaryota; Metazoa; Arthropoda; Insecta; Diptera; Drosophilidae.